GCGAUGGAUGCGGCACGUUGUGCGUGUGCAGGACCAGGAGCUUCGCCUAGACCGCUGGUUGCGGCGCCAGUUCCCGACACUUCCACAGAGUUUCCUACAGACGCAGCUACGCAAACGCAAGAUCCGGCUACAGUCCGCUACGACGUCGAGUUUGCAGGCAGCCCGAGCCAAUUCGCUGCUGCUGCAGGGCUCCGUGGUGGCCAUCGAUGCGCAUCUCUUCCGCUCCAAGCUGCAGCCGCUAAUAGCGCAGCAAGUAGAACAAGGCAUGACAAUACAAGGGCAGAACCUAACUACGGCACAGGACAAGAGGCUACAGCAACUGAAGCGAUGUAUUGCACAUCAGGACGCGCAAUUUGUGGUGCUCAACAAGCCACACGGACUGGCGGUGCAGGACGGCUCGGGGUUAAAUGAUUCAUUGGCCCGCUACUUGCCGGGGAUCGCAGAAUCCUUGAGAAAUGACCACAAUAUUGAGCAGGAGGAAGAGCAGCAGUUGAGAUUGGUGCAUCGACUGGAUAAGGAGACGUCGGGUGUGCUGGUACUGGCGCGCUCUCGCCUUGCAGCCGCCAAGUUCUCCGAGUUAUUACGGAAUGGAGCCGUACACAAGACGUACAACGCAUUGGUUGCAUCAACCUCAACGCCAAAUGCUUCAUAUUCGAGUCUAGAGAACUUUGAGGGACGAGAGAUCAAACUUCCUGUAAAUGGCAAACCGGCACAGACACUUGUGGAGCGAGUAUUCAAACAAAACCACCAUACUCAGCCAGGUACAUGGCUGCAACUCCGGCCACACACCGGACGCAAACAUCAACUACGCGUGCAUUGUGCCCAAGAACUGGGUAUGCCAAUUGUAGGGGACGCCAAGUAUGGCGGCCGUCCUGCCGAUCGACUCUACCUGCACGCAAAGCGCAUUCGAUUCCCAGACCCAUUUACACCAGAGCGGUUUAUAGACGUGUCUUGCGAGCUGAAAUCGUCAGAAUAAUGAUUGAUACGCUUAAAAAUCUCCAAGAUAACGUCGACCACAUUGCUAGUCCUUUUUGGACUGCGCUGCAACGGAUUUAAUGAGGUCCAGCAUCAUAGCUUGCUGCUGUUGAAUAGUAGCCAAAAGCUGUGCGUGCUGGUUUUGUUGAGCUUCAAGCUGUGCGCGUUGCAAGCGCUCAAGCUGACGCACCUGUUCAUCAGCAUAUCGUCGCUGCUCAGCCAGUUCGCGCUCCAUCUUAAUCUCCAGUAACUCCAAGCGACGCUGGCCAUCCCGAUCAGCCUCUCCCGUCGCCUCAGCCACAGCGAUAGCAGCAGCGACUUCCCCAACUUUCGCCACUGCAGCUUCAUGUUGUGUAACAUUAGACGGUGGUGUCGGUUCUCCCCUCCGCUUGCGCAGAUCUUCCUGGAACUCCUCAAAGGCGGUUAUCUUGGCCUGAACCUCAGUCAACAGUUCGCGUUUCCGUUCAUACUCUUGCGAAGUGCCAGACUUCCGCAAUGCAGCAACAUUUCCUGCUCGUAAAUGAUCCAGUAGCAGCACCACGCGAGCUUGACAAGCUCCUGCUGUCUUGUCCAAAUUAAAGUCCGAAUGCUGUCGUAAUUGGUCACAAACUUCUUGCCAUCCGUCCAUUAAUUGUGGAUAAGCCCACGGUUUGGUCUCCAGAACUUGAGAUAGCAGCAAAAUAUCGUCCGCCGACACAAAUUGCUUCCUACCUGCCAACUUCAAUGGAGACGCAACCUUUUUCGGCGCUGGGAUCAACGACAGAUCGUCUUCUACUUCAUUCGUCUCGUCCCUGGUGCGUUUAGAGGAGCUUUCCACCUCUUUAUUCGACUCCAAUGGAGCCAAAUUCUCCUCAGAUACCGUCUCUACUAGAUCCGGAGUAAUAGCAGCAGUAUUCUCAUUUCCUGUAUGCAUUGUUACAGUUCUCUGAGAUCGAUGGAGUCCAUGGCGCUUCUUAAA
Messenger RNA from Phytophthora nicotianae INRA-310, 1933 nucleotides. RefSeq lists its product as hypothetical. Gene Ontology annotation, molecular function: pseudouridine synthase activity; RNA binding. The transcript has a single exon. Bases 8 to 976 code for a protein of 322 amino acids. The record is from RefSeq and is a predicted model, not a curated record. Gene Ontology annotation, biological process: pseudouridine synthesis. NCBI's taxonomy places the organism in Eukaryota, Oomycota, Peronosporomycetes, Peronosporales, Peronosporaceae.